Diversispora eburnea is the source of this 525-nucleotide messenger RNA. Lineage: Eukaryota; Fungi; Glomeromycota; Glomeromycetes; Diversisporales; Diversisporaceae. The record is from the annotation of a GenBank genome assembly.
AUGUUGGUAAAAGACCCUAAAUCCUUUAAAGAAGAGAACUUGAAACAAAUAUUACCUGUCGAAGUUCAGCGAGAACCAUUAGAAGAAGAAUUAGAGGAAAUUAAAGAAUUUCAUUUUCAUGUUUAUUUCUUUCAGAAAAAUCAAAAACAACAAGAAUCAGCAUUAAAAUUAAGAGAAAAGAUUAUCGAGUUAACUGAAAAAGGAUUCUUCCAUCCAGUACCCUUUCAGAAUGUUAAUUAUACUCCAGUUGGACCUCAUAGUAUUGGAUCAUAUGAAGUAUGGUGUCCUAAAGAACACUUUUCACGAGUGUACUCUUGGUUCAUAUAUCAUCGUGGCAUACACUCAGUACUCAUCCAUCCUUUGACCAAAGAACAAUUAUUGGAUCAUACUGAUCGUGCGGCAUGGAUGGGUACUCCAGUACCAUUAGAUGUUAAAAAGUUGACACCAGUUUUACAAAAGACACCUGCGCAAUAUCCAGAAUUAAAGUUAGGGUACAGUGCACCUCCGGAAGAUAAUCGAAGAUAA